This is a messenger RNA of Homo sapiens (human), 640 nucleotides long. It is a transcript of the gene FERD3L, whose product is annotated as Fer3 like bHLH transcription factor. Gene Ontology annotation, cellular component: nucleus. The record is from RefSeq and is marked validated. Bases 60 to 560 code for a protein of 166 amino acids. Gene Ontology annotation, molecular function: sequence-specific DNA binding; DNA-binding transcription repressor activity, RNA polymerase II-specific; protein dimerization activity. The transcript has a single exon. Gene Ontology annotation, biological process: negative regulation of transcription by RNA polymerase II; negative regulation of DNA-templated transcription. NCBI's taxonomy places the organism in Eukaryota, Metazoa, Chordata, Mammalia, Primates, Hominidae.
ACCAGCAACCUCGCCCCUCCCUGCGGAAAACCGAUGAGAGGCAGGGCCAAGCCGAAGCGAUGGCGGCCUAUCCGGAGAGCUGCGUGGACACUACGGUGCUGGACUUCGUCGCAGACCUGUCCCUGGCCUCCCCGAGACGCCCUCUCCUCUGCGACUUCGCACCCGGGGUCUCCUUGGGGGACCCAGCCCUUGCGCUCCGAGAGGGAAGACCCAGGAGGAUGGCGCGGUUUGAAGAGGGGGACCCAGAAGAAGAGGAGUGCGAAGUGGACCAGGGGGACGGAGAAGAGGAGGAGGAAGAGGAGCGCGGAAGAGGUGUCUCCCUAUUAGGCCGCCCCAAGAGGAAAAGGGUGAUCACCUACGCCCAGCGCCAGGCCGCCAACAUCCGCGAAAGGAAGCGGAUGUUCAACCUCAACGAGGCCUUUGACCAGCUGCGGAGGAAGGUGCCCACGUUUGCUUACGAGAAAAGGCUGUCCCGGAUCGAGACCCUCCGCCUGGCCAUCGUCUAUAUCUCCUUCAUGACCGAGCUCUUGGAGAGCUGUGAGAAGAAGGAAAGCGGCUGAGCCUGGUGUGGAGAGUCUGCCCUUCCUCGUCUGGUAGUGCUGGGGUGUGUCAGGACCGGGCACUGGGUGAGGCUAAAGGG